CAAGAAGAAGAUGGUGGGAACAACACUUUCACAACAGCUCAAGAACUACAUUCAGACCAUGCAUGCCCAGGGAAUGCUAGAUCACCAUUUCGACCAUGUAAAAGCUUUACAAAAUGAAGAAAAUCCUCAGUUCGUAAUGGAUGUGAUUUCCAUGUUCUCCCACGAUGCCGAAGCUGCCAUUGCCCACCUCACUACUCUUCUAAACUCAGCUGUUGUGGACUUCGCCAUGGCCAUAACCUUGGUUCACCAGCUCAGAGGAAGUAGCUCCAGCAUUGGUGGGCAGAGGAUGGCCAUUGCUUGUCGUGAUCUACGACAUGCCUGUGAUAACAUGGACAAGGAGAGAUGCCUUCAAGUAUUGGAAAGGGUGAAACAAGAGUAUGAAGCUUUGAGGGAAUGCCUUCAUAUCAUAUUUCAGCUAGUGGCGCAGUCAAAUAGGGUUCCGGCGCAAUGGAUGUUGACGGUAAAGAACUAA
Molecule: messenger RNA, 472 nt
Organism: Hibiscus syriacus
Lineage: Eukaryota; Viridiplantae; Streptophyta; Magnoliopsida; Malvales; Malvaceae
Product: histidine-containing phosphotransfer protein 1-like
Exons: 5
Coding region: 11-472 (153 amino acids)
Biological process (GO): phosphorelay signal transduction system; cytokinin-activated signaling pathway; phosphorylation
Cellular component (GO): nucleus; cytoplasm
Molecular function (GO): histidine phosphotransfer kinase activity; protein histidine kinase binding
Source: RefSeq, a predicted model, not a curated record